Messenger RNA from Mus musculus (house mouse), 2302 nucleotides. RefSeq names its product aldehyde dehydrogenase 1 family, member B1 (gene Aldh1b1). Bases 158 to 1717 code for a protein of 519 amino acids. NCBI's taxonomy places the organism in Eukaryota, Metazoa, Chordata, Mammalia, Rodentia, Muridae. Gene Ontology annotation, cellular component: mitochondrial matrix; mitochondrion. The record is from RefSeq and is marked validated. Gene Ontology annotation, molecular function: retinal dehydrogenase (NAD+) activity; oxidoreductase activity; aldehyde dehydrogenase (NAD+) activity. The transcript is spliced from 2 exons. Gene Ontology annotation, biological process: ethanol catabolic process.
AGGCGGAGCUUAGCUGGUGACGGAACCACAUUGGCUGGCUAGCGGCUGAGCGAGGCGGGUCCGCACGGCUGCUGAACUGACCGGAGAACGCUGAUACUAGAAUUUGAGCCUGAGCGCGAUUCGGAGCCUGAGCCCCAGACCACCGCAGGUCCUCAGGAUGCUGACUGCCCGACUCUUGCUGCCCCGGCUCCUCUGCCUCCAGGGCAGGACUACCUCUUACUCUACAGCAGCUGCUCUCCCGAACCCAAUCCCAAACCCAGAGAUUUGCUACAACAAGCUGUUCAUCAACAACGAGUGGCAUGAUGCGGUCAGCAAAAAGACCUUCCCCACAGUGAACCCCACUACAGGUGAGGUCAUUGGGCAUGUGGCCGAAGGUGACCGGGCAGAUGUGGAUCUGGCUGUAAAAGCAGCCCGAGAAGCCUUCCGCCUGGGGUCCCCAUGGCGCAGGAUGGAUGCCUCAGAGCGGGGCCGGCUGCUGAACCGCCUAGCUGAUCUUGUGGAACGAGAUCGAGUGUACUUGGCCUCACUGGAGACGCUAGAUAACGGGAAACCUUUCCAGGAGUCUUAUGUCUUGGAUCUGGAUGAAGUCAUCAAGGUGUACCGUUACUUCGCUGGCUGGGCUGACAAGUGGCAUGGUAAGACCAUCCCUAUGGAUGGUGAGCAUUUCUGCUUCACCCGACAUGAGCCAGUGGGUGUCUGUGGCCAGAUAAUCCCUUGGAACUUCCCACUGGUCAUGCAGGGCUGGAAGCUGGCCCCGGCACUCGCCACGGGCAACACUGUGGUCAUGAAGGUGGCAGAGCAGACCCCACUCUCUGCUCUGUACUUGGCCUCCCUCAUCAAAGAGGCGGGGUUUCCCCCAGGAGUGGUGAACAUCAUCACUGGCUACGGCCCCACGGCGGGAGCUGCCAUCGCUCAGCACAUGGAUGUGGAUAAAGUCGCCUUCACGGGCUCCACUGAGGUAGGCCACCUGAUUCAGAAGGCAGCUGGCGAGUCUAACCUCAAGAGAGUCACCCUGGAGCUGGGUGGGAAGAGCCCCAGCAUUGUGCUGGCAGACGCUGACAUGGAGCAUGCCGUAGAUCAGUGUCACGAAGCCCUUUUCUUCAACAUGGGCCAGUGCUGCUGUGCAGGCUCCCGGACAUUCGUGGAAGAGUCCAUCUACCGUGAGUUUCUCGAGAGAACUGUGGAGAAGGCCAAGCAGAGGAAAGUGGGGAACCCCUUUGAGUUGGACACCCAGCAGGGACCUCAGGUGGACAAGGAGCAGUUUGAACGAAUCCUGGGCUACAUCCGGCUGGGACAGAAGGAAGGGGCAAAGCUUCUCUGUGGCGGGGAGCGUUUGGGGGAGCGCGGCUUCUUCAUCAAACCCACAGUCUUCGGGGACGUUCAGGAUGGCAUGAGGAUCGCCAAGGAGGAGAUCUUUGGGCCCGUGCAGCCUCUGUUCAAGUUCAAGAAGAUCGAGGAAGUAAUCCAGAGAGCCAACAACACCAGGUAUGGCCUGGCUGCGGCUGUGUUCACCCGAGACCUGGACAAGGCCAUCUACUUCACGCAGGCCCUGCAAGCUGGGACGGUGUGGGUGAACACCUAUAACAUUGUCACCUGCCACACGCCAUUCGGAGGCUUUAAGGAAUCUGGCAAUGGCAGGGAGCUGGGGGAGGACGGGCUCAGAGCCUACACGGAGGUGAAGACUGUCACCAUCAAGGUUCCCGAGAAGAAUUCCUGAGAUUGGCCAUCUUGGAGGCCCAGCCCUGUCCUGCAGCUCCGUGACAUCUAGCCAGUGGAGGGCAAAAUCUGAUUUCAGCCUGAGUUCCCAGUGAAGUGUUACAAGAAGUGUCAACCAAUAAAGUAGUCCAGCCAGAGCUUUUCUACUUAAAGCAGAGACGGUGGCUGGGCCCAGAGUGCAGCCCAUUUCAUCCCUCGGUCCCACCUCUCUGAUGAGUUAUAGCCAAGAAGCCUUAGGAGUCUCCAUAAGGCAUAUUCAAAACCACUGACUGGCCAUAAAAAGGAGUGAUGGGCUGAUCCCGGGGCCACAGGGAUCCUCAAAAACAGAACGAUCAGUGAAGGACGCCGGCCCCACAUCGAUCAGUGUUUGGCUGGGACCCGGGGGAGGGGAAUGGGGAAGGACCACUCGUGGAUGUGGGGCUCCUCUUGGGGGAGGUUUUGAAAAUGUUGUGGAAUUGGGCAAUGGACACAGUUGGACAACUUUGCAGUCAUACUGAUUUACUAUCAAAUUAUGCACUUAAUUAAGGUAUGGGAAUUAAUUUCACUUGAAAAUUAAAAUAAGCUCAGUGUCCUAUUUGCAAAUCUG